Messenger RNA from Paramecium tetraurelia, 1449 nucleotides. RefSeq lists its product as uncharacterized. The transcript is spliced from 6 exons. Lineage: Eukaryota; Ciliophora; Oligohymenophorea; Peniculida; Parameciidae. The record is from RefSeq and is a predicted model, not a curated record.
AUGUCUCUAUAACAUUUAUAAACAAUAAAGGAAGAAAGGCAUUCCUAAGAAAACAUGGACUUAGCCCAAAACCUUUUGGAUAAACCUAAAGAUAGGGAACGUGAAGCUGACGAAGAUGAGCAAUUUCUUCCAGAUGAAUAGAAGGACGUGAGUGAUGAAGAUGUUCAAGAUUAAUAACAGAAAUAAGAAAAUUUCAAAAGCUUUGUUGUUGGCACUGGAAUGGGUGGAUUCUUGUUUGAAGAGACAUUCGGUUUUGAUGAUAAGAAAUAGAAGAAUAAUAAUAAGUAAAUCAAGAGAUUGACUUUGAACACUCGAAUUACAUAGAUAGUAGGACUGAAUAAGUUAGCAGAUGAUGAAGAAGAUGACCAUUAACUUUAUGAGAAAAUUCCUUAGUAUUUAGCUUGGGGUAUCAUUUUUUAUGCAUCUUUCAAUAACGCUAUGAUGCCUCCAUGGAUUAUGACAAUACCGGCUGAAAAGUACUUACGUAUUGCUUGGAGAUUUUUAUUGUAAGGAAUAUUCCUUAUCCCUUUUAUCAUGUAUGAAUACCGAACAGGAAAUGAAAAAGUUAAGUCAGCUUAUACCUCAGAAUUUCUGCUGAGGUGGACCCACAUGAGGAAAGUGUAUAUGGCAAGUUUGACAACAACCGUAACUUUUGCUGUAUUCCUGUUUUGUUUUGAUUAUACUAAUAUUUCAAGUGUCUUUGUAUUGGGGUCUCAGACUAAUUUUUGGUUGUCUGUCUUUAGAAAAAAAGAAAAUAACCACAACAUCGAAGGGGGAGGUAAAAUCAUGUGUGUCGUUGGAUAUCUGCUUAUUUGUUUAGAUUCAUAUAUGUUAGAUACUGAUACCAUUCCUGAUUCAGCCAAAAGCUAUAUUAAUCCUUUGUUGUACAAAAGACCAAUCUGGAUGAGAAUUAUGAUUGGAAAUACCAUACCAUUCUUAGCUUCUAUCAUCUUGGCUGAAUUAUCAAAGGCUAAUCAAGAUCUCAGAACUGUAUUUCCUCCUUUCCUCGCUAAUUUUUGUGUAGCAUUUUUUGUUUGUCUGAAUAUGUGUAUGGUUUCAUUCUUCAUGGAUGGCACAUCAAUUAAUUUUGAUUCCCGAUGGGGUUGGUUUGGAUUGUUUCAAAAUGGAAAAUUCAUGGGCUUUUUCUACAUGUCUACCAUGUUAAGCAUUGGAGUUUUCAUCUCUUCUAUCUUAAUCAGUAAGCUAUUUGAACCUAUUGUACCGGCUACUGCUGCCUUAUUUGAACCUGUCAUCACAGCUAUCUUGUGUGACAUUGCUACUGUUCAAUAUUAUCCCUCUGCUAUUGCCUGUUUUGGCUAUGUAUUUCUAUUGCCUGGCUAAUUUAUUAUUAUUGUUGGAUAGCAUAUAUUGAAAAAGCAGCAAGAACAAGAACAAAAAUAAAAAAUAGAAUAACAAUAGCAAAUUCAUGCUUCUAGAGCUCAACAAUGA